UCAAUAAUGUCUGGCAGAGGUAAAACCGGCGGAAAGGCCAGAGCGAAGGCCAAGACUCGCUCUUCCCGCGCUGGGCUCCAGUUCCCCGUCGGCCUUGUUCACAGGCUGCUGCGUAAAGGCAACUACGCACAUCGCGUUGGUGCCGGCGCCCCCGUCUACCUGGCGGCUGUGCUGGAGUACCUCACCGCUGAGAUCCUGGAGCUGGCUGGAAACGCCGCCCGCGACAACAAGAAGAGCCGUAUCAUCCCCCGCCACCUGCAGCUGGCCGUCCGCAACGACGAGGAGCUCAACAAACUCCUGGGCGGAGUGACCAUCGCUCAAGGCGGCGUGCUGCCCAACAUCCAGGCUGUUCUUCUGCCCAAGAAGACCGAGAAGGCCCACAAGUCCAAGUAA
Pleuronectes platessa (European plaice) is the source of this 393-nucleotide messenger RNA. RefSeq names its product histone H2A. Gene Ontology annotation, molecular function: structural constituent of chromatin; protein heterodimerization activity; DNA binding. Lineage: Eukaryota; Metazoa; Chordata; Actinopteri; Pleuronectiformes; Pleuronectidae. The transcript has 2 exons. The record is from RefSeq and is a predicted model, not a curated record. Gene Ontology annotation, cellular component: nucleosome. Bases 7 to 393 code for a protein of 128 amino acids.